Messenger RNA from Fusarium proliferatum ET1, 825 nucleotides. RefSeq lists its product as uncharacterized. The coding region runs from base 1 to 825 and encodes 274 amino acids. The record is from RefSeq and is a predicted model, not a curated record. The transcript has a single exon. Lineage: Eukaryota; Fungi; Ascomycota; Sordariomycetes; Hypocreales; Nectriaceae.
AUGUCCGACUAUCCCAACUACUAUGCACCGCCCAGAGUAUCACCGGGUCCUCCACCGGGUACCAAUACGAACAAGCCACUAGCAAUGUAUCCUCCAUCCUAUCAGGCACCUCCACCCGGUCACCAUCAACCCAUUUAUGCGCAUGCGCCGGUGCCUCCUAGCCUGCAAGCACCACCAAGCUACUACCCUCGUGUAGGCUUCACCAGACUUCCCGUCAAGUUUCACAUCUGGAAUGUCAUGACCAGCGGCGGCACCAGCUGUCUCGAACUGGGCCCUCAACUCAAAGGCCCAGUAGCCUACUCUGCAAAGAUGUUCUCUAGCAGCAGACUCAAGAUCAAGGAAGGUUCAUAUGCAUCUGAGAAUCUACCUAUCUGCACUAUAGAGAGUCGGCAUACUUUCAGCAGUAAGAGCACUAUCACCUUUGAUGGUUUUUCAGCCAACUUUGUGGAGACCAGCAUGUUUAAUGAUGGCGCUACCUGGCCAUUUGACGUUGACGUCAACGGUACCUCUCAGAGAUGGCAGUGGAGAAAGAAGAAAGCACAACAAGCAUCGACAUUGAGACAGAUAGUUGAAGCCUUUUCUGAGAGCGAUUUUGGAAGCUGGGAGUUGGUCUCUGUGCUAGGUCAGGGCUGGCCCAUCGCUACCUUUCAUGCAUCUGGAGGUAACACCUUUGAGGAUAAUGCAGCGCUCGGCGUAUUUGAGUUUCAUGGACCAGCAGCUAUUGGCCAGUUGGGUGACAUUUUUGCGAACGUCUCUAUCGCUAUCCUCCUGCGCAUCAUAUCGCAACAUUACAUCAGUAGAAUUGCAGCAUUGGCCGGGUCAUAA